Messenger RNA from Prunus avium (sweet cherry), 180 nucleotides. The record is from RefSeq and is a predicted model, not a curated record. NCBI's taxonomy places the organism in Eukaryota, Viridiplantae, Streptophyta, Magnoliopsida, Rosales, Rosaceae.
UUUGUUGCAUAUCUCCUCCCCGAGUCAUCCACCAAGCUAAACUCAGGGAAGGUGGUUGCUGUGGGACCAGGAGCCAAGGAUAAGGCUGGGAAUGUGAUUCCAGUGGCUGUGAAAGAAGGUGAUACAGUUCUUUUGCCUGAGUAUGGGGGCACCCAAGUCAAGCUUGGUGACAAGGAGUAA